Molecule: messenger RNA, 741 nt
Organism: Colletotrichum graminicola M1.001
Lineage: Eukaryota; Fungi; Ascomycota; Sordariomycetes; Glomerellales; Glomerellaceae
Exons: 2
Coding region: 1-741 (246 amino acids)
Molecular function (GO): acyltransferase activity, transferring groups other than amino-acyl groups
Source: RefSeq, a predicted model, not a curated record
AUGCAAUCGCAAUCCUCCAAGCCAGACUUCUGGCUAGAGCCCCUCAAUGAAAAACAUCUCCAGGACUUCCACGAACUUUACUCAGACGAGCAAGCUGAUGCUUGGAGCUGCCAGCGCUCCACAGCCACCCCCGAAGCAUCAGCGGUUCUGCUAACCCGAGCGUCCACGAAUGAUGCAGGGAAACCGUGGCGCGUCAGCUGUGCCAUCAUGUCGUCAAACCACCCGCCCCCGGGCGCCCACGACGCCACCCCGGCGACGGCAACGACGAAAAUGAUCGGCGUGGUCAAGACGACUCAGGCAUCAGCCUGGGGUUUGAUGAUCGGCUACAAGCUGAGGUCGAACUGCUGGGGCAGGGGGUACGCCACGCGUGCCGUGUGUGCGUUUCUGAACAUCUAUUGGAGCCAGUCACGCCGGGCGCCGAGGGGAGAGGUUUUCGUUCAGCAGACCCCGAACAUCCAUGAAGCCAGCUCUCAUGUGUCGAGAGAUGGGGCGUCGACGCGAGACGGAAGUACGAUGACGAGAGUUGCGGGGUUAGGCGGGGACGCUGACGAGGUUGAGAUCACGCAUCUCGUGGCCCAGGUGGACCCGGACAACCUGGGCAGCAUGCGAGUGGCAGAGAAGUGCGGUGGGAGGCUUGUCACCGUCGCCAAGGAGAGUGUCAAAGUAUGGCGGUUUCCCGAGAAGAGAGACAUGGCUGUGUGGAGGUUGGAUAAGCCUUCUGCCAGCGCCGGAUCAGUUUGA